Hylaeus anthracinus is the source of this 3064-nucleotide messenger RNA. RefSeq names its product mitoguardin (gene Miga). Lineage: Eukaryota; Metazoa; Arthropoda; Insecta; Hymenoptera; Colletidae. The record is from RefSeq and is a predicted model, not a curated record. Bases 120 to 1661 code for a protein of 513 amino acids. Gene Ontology annotation, biological process: mitochondrial fusion. The transcript has 9 exons.
UGCCGCAAAAACGAUUCUCCUCGGUGCAGUAUUCUUUUCAAAAUUAAUGUUUGCCCUGUGGUCUGUGGUUUAGAACAACGAGAACCUCGUUUAUACUGUUUAUAACAAAGAUACUAACAAUGUCCGUUUUUAACGCGCAGAAAUUUUUAGGCGCAUUGUACAAACGUUAUAUAAUUUCAUUGCCAUCGAUAAACUUAUCUAGAACACAAAAAAUUUUUAUUAUUUGUCUCACCGGAGGAUCGUUACUAUUAGGAGGUUUGGCUCAGUUUUUAAAAAGACGACGAAGACAUCCUCUUCCUCCCUCGAGAAGACCCUUAAGAGAUGGAAAACAAAGAUUUGCAAAUGCAAAGAAUUCAAACUUUGAUGCAUUGUCACAAGUAUCAUGGGCAAGAAGAAGCGAAGCUAGCAGUAGGAGUCACAUAAGCGACCGAGCAUCGCUUAUAUCCUCUGUUCCAGGAGGUCCAGAUGGUGAUGUAAGGCUUACUCCACAACAAUAUGGUGUUCUUGGACUGGAGGCGCUGGAAAAGGCUCUCUAUUGCUGGGAGGAUGCUCUUACAGCGUUCAGCUCUUCCCUCAGCAAUGACACGCUCGCAUUACCGUCCAAGGCGGAUGCGGCGUUUACGCACGACGUCCAAGAGCUCCUUGACAUGGGUUAUGAAAUUCAGAGCCAAGCAGAACUUCUCUUUAUCGACCAGCACUCGGUAUUGUUCCGCAACGAAAGCGAAGAGAGCGUGGACAAACCGUCGAAAAUAGGUACGCGAUUAUCCGCGAAAGAUAAAGCGGAUGCUGCGUCUUCGCCGGAGUCCUUCGAGUCCGCGCGCGACGGAGUAGCAGAUUUGCGCGAAUUCGAGGAAUUCGCCGAGUUCUUUCCGCAUUUCGAACAGCAAAAGCUCUAUCAUACCGCUCUGAAACAACACGAGGAUGAAGGUAUACCGUGCAGGCGGUUUCACACCGAACUGGUAAGAUGCGGUUCGGACGUUGAAUAUUUGGCGAAAGUGCAAUGUAUACGACAAGCGUAUACAAAAUUGUUCACUAUGCCAUCUGCGACAGUAUGGAUCGCAGAUAUAGGACGUCAAGUUAUUAGCGACUUGAUCAUAUAUGCAGACAGGGAUCCAAAGGAUUACUUGAUGCAUUACGAGCGGAUGUUGGAGUUCUUGCAGGAGCCAAGUAAUUGUAAUAUGAUGGAGGAAGAAUUAUCACCGCGAGGUGUGAAAUGCAUAAACUUCUACGACGUUCUUAUUGACUUCAUCCUUCUGGACGCGUUCGAGGAGGUCGAAAAACCGCCCUCGUCGAUCAAAGCCAUUUUACAAAACAGAUGGAUCUCCGCUAGUUUUCGGGAAACUGCAAUUGGAACUGCAGUUUGGUCGGUCCUUGUCGGUAAAAGGCAGAUGUUGAGGUACGACAGAGGGUUCUUAGCACAUUUUUAUUCGAUUUCUGAACAAGUCUCCCCGGUACUCGUAUGGGGCUUCUUAGGUCCGGAAGGCAGUCUACGUUCCACUUGUCAUUAUUUUAGAGAUCAAGUGAUCGAAUUCCUCGUAGAUAUAUUCAAUUUUUUCAAAGUAAGAUACACCAGUGUUGACGAUCUUGCCGAAGACAUACUCAGGGAAAUGAAGUUUAGGGUUGAAAAUAUCAAUCAAAGGCUUUCUCUAGAAGGUUGCUAAUUAAACUUAAAUAAAUUAAAAAAAAAAAAAAGAAAGAAAAAAAUAGAUAAUGCAUAGAAGCGUUCAGCGUAUACAAAGCGCUGAAAUAAAUACACGAUUGCGGAAAUGGUCAAGGAAUAUGACGCUUUUCCACUAGUUAAUAAUAGGGAACUAAUUUCAAACGUAAGUAAUCUUUCCGUUUAUGUACGAUUCUUUUAAAAAAGAACAUAUUUUUUGUGUUAAAUGUUUACGCUUAAAAUAUUCUGUAUAAAUAUUGUUGGACUAUUUCUUUCGAUCAUAUUUGCGGACUUUCUUUGUUUGAAUAAUAAUGUACAUAGAAAUAUUAUUUUAUCGAUAUUAUUGUCCACUGUAUAUAUCAACUAUUUAAUUUUCCAGAAGAAAAGACCAUAAGCUUACAAAAGGAUACGUUUCGUAAAUAUAAAACUCGCUAUUUAUAUACACUUCAUUGUUAGCAUAAAAUACGAAAUUAUAUACUGAAAUGAACUCAAAACAUUGAUGAUACAAGUUUAUUAAUGUUUUCAGAAAAAGGUAUACGGAUUAAUAAUUUCACAUUCUGUGCAAUUAUUCAAUUUUGCAUACAUAUACGUCAUAUAUAUUUGCAUAAUUUUAAUUCUUUACAUACUUACAUCUUUUAUAUACUAUCGAGUCAAAAAAUAUUAUUUGUAAAUAAUCAUUAUUCAUUGCAUUUCAUUUGUACCUUCUAUUGAAAUCUGCAUUUUUAGUACAAACACAUGCAAAAUGUCUAAAUAUGAUUGUUUUGUUAUGAAGAAUUUAUUUCUAAUUUACCAUUAUUUUGGUAUUAGAACAAAAUGAUUUUUUAUUAGAUAUAUAUAAAAUUGUGAUUCAUAGCAUUUAACAGUAGCAAUUAAUAAAAUUGGUCUAGUUCCUUGUAUACUUCAUGAAGCAGUACUGUGCAAUCGCAUCAACGCUAAUAAAUAUAAAUUUCGUUAUAUUUUUUGAAAUUUUAAAAAAUUUAGUUAUUUUAUUCUAUACUUGAUUACAUUUUUUUUGUCAUUUUUUUAAAUUUGCAAAGUGUCUCGUCAUUCUAAACAGUACCUCUCCUAUAACGAUAUCGCAUAUAAAUAUUAAUUAGAAGUUGUAAUAUACAUUGCCAAAGAUAAGAGUAACAUUAUUACGAGUGAAAAUUUAUAAUUAAUAUAUACACACUAUGUACUGCUUUCAGUUCUAUGUUACUUCAAUUAUGUUAUACCUCAUAUUGUACACUAUGGCAACAGCAUAACAUUCCAAUUACUAUAAUUGUGCAAACUAUACAUUUCGUAAAUUAAUUAUCAAUACAGCAAAUUUUGUAUACAUGGGAAUAUAUAAUAUAAAAAUAAUUCAUUGAUCUUUACCAUUUGUAUUGUAUACUUCUGUACAGUAAUACUGAUUUUAAAAAAAAUCUG